This is a messenger RNA of Pseudoliparis swirei, 1517 nucleotides long. RefSeq names its product TNFAIP3-interacting protein 1-like. Gene Ontology annotation, biological process: regulation of transcription by RNA polymerase II; cellular response to lipopolysaccharide. The record is from RefSeq and is a predicted model, not a curated record. Bases 213 to 989 code for a protein of 258 amino acids. Lineage: Eukaryota; Metazoa; Chordata; Actinopteri; Perciformes; Liparidae. The transcript is spliced from 9 exons.
UGCAGUGCAGAAUGAGCUAUUUCUCUGAGUCAUCGAUCCGUACCAUAAAGAGCUGAUUGAUUACCGCUCGAGCUGCUGAUCACCGACUUGUACUUUCCUUUCCUUCGCUACAGCGGCUCUGCCCUGUGGUGACGUCACCGGUCCCCAGUAUAACUCCACUGGCGGAGCAAUGUGAUGCUUCACACCACAGCUGCUGUCGAGGGAGUAACACGAUGUCUCAACGUGGAGACACGAUGGACAGACCCCCUGUGGAGAGACCACAGACCUCAGACAACAGACAGACACACAGACUGUAUCCAUCACUGCCGAGCACAGACAGGUACCAGGUGUGUGCGGCGGCGGAUCCCUCCAGAGGAGGAAGGCAUCCCGACAGUCGCAUUCAGUCAGACAGUGACGUCCGAAUGGAGGCGCAGAUUCACCUCUUGGAGGAGCAAAGGCAGGAGCUUCUUUCUAUUAAUGAGAAAUGGGCAAAAGAGUACCGCACCAUGGCACGGUACUACAAAGAGAGGGUCCAGGGUUUAAAAGCAUCUCUGCAACGUAUUCACACAGAGGAGGAGGAGGGAGGAAUAAACGCCGCGUUAUGCAAGAAGGUCGCCAAAGAUCAAAACGGAGACCAGUUGCUGAAAGUAGAAAAAGAGGCGGAGGAGCUGCGAGCGCGAACCGGCACUUUGACGCGGAGAGGGCGGCAUCAGCGCGAGGAGAUCAGACGGCUGAACAGGGCCCUCGAGGUGGCCCUUCAGGCCCCCCGGCCCCUCGGCGUGAGCGCGGACACGCUGCAGGAUGUCUGGAAGCAUCAGGCAGAAGUCUACAAGGAGGACUUUCUGAAGGAGCGCAGCGACAGGGUGAAGCUAAAGGAGAAGUACCUGGAACAAGAGAAGAAGUUCAGAAAAGUUCAAUCUCAGCUGUUGUGGACGCCGCCGCCGCGACCGACGCUCAAGGCCCAGGCCGCGUGUGCACGCUGCGAGGCGGUCCGCCGCGUCGAGCCGUGACCACCGACGGCGUCCUCGCUCGUUUUUUCGUGCGCCCUGCACGAUGUAAUGCCUCCCCGAUCACAGAUCGCCAUGAGUGAGCUCGGCGAGUUUGGCUUCGGGUACUUUUUUUCCCGUCUCGGUCGUAACGAGGGGUCAAUCCACAAGCCCUCGGGACGCGUCAAAAGAUACUUUAAAAACAGCACGUGAAGAAGAACUGUGAGCGAACGCGCUCGGUGCAAUAAAAUUUAAAAAAAGAGGAUGCAAGAGAAAGCAGAACGUCGUUAGUCUGGUACCGCUGUGCGCGGGAGGAGGAGGAAGAAACUCGCCGCCAAGCACCUCCGUGGUGUGCCGACGCUUUGGGAAGAGGAAGAACGAGCGGCGCGGCGCCGGGUGUCUCUGUGAAAGCGUCCAGUCAGCGUUACCUCGUUCACACCCGAAGGCCUCCGGGGAAAGAUCGAGGUCGUGGGAGAAGACAAAGAAUAUUUAUGUUUUUGUUUUUGACCUGUUUCCUGUUAAUUAUUCAUGAAAAUAAAGCCUUGAACGAGU